GUAACAUCCAGGGGCUACAAUGCGUUCGAACACAGGAAUGAACCGGAAACAUCGUUGAUCGGGCUUGCACAGGGUUACCAGCGAGUAGACACGUGGUUGGAUAUUGCGAACACGCCUCAACUACUAUCAUCUUCCACGAUGCAUAGCUCAAUCAGAGACUACCACUGCUAGUUCUAGCCGCCUGCUACUACCGCCAUGGCUACGUACUUCUUCAUAGAGCUAUGGCACUCCACGCUCCUCCCUCUCCUCUCCGUCUUCCUCCCUUCAGGCCUCGUCCCCGCUAACACCCUUCUCCCUUUUGUCCUUCCGCCCGCCAUGCCGCUGCUCGAGCGCGCGCACCAGCAGCUGCACGAUAUCGGAGCGGCUUAUAGCGCGGUGCCGUACGAUCUGAUUGUGGCGGGAAAGGCCCUGGCCACGUCAGCGAUAGUGAGGGGAGUUCCGGUGGUGCGUCGCCAUUGGCUGCUGAGCUUCUGGGCGUCGUUUCUACUGGCCUAUGGCGACUACUCCCUGCCAUCGCUGGUCUUGCAGACGGAUUUCGUGUGGCUCAAGAAGGAUAUCAUCCUCGUCACCUUCGCCAUCUGCUGGUGGCUGAUAACUUAUUGCCCUGGGGACAUCGGCUACAAGGCGUUCAGCUUCAAACCCAUCAAGGUCGCCUGCAAGGCAGCAUCGGGUUUGGCCCGCACCAACGUCAUUCUCUCCAUGGUGGAUGCGGCGGUGAAGCACUUUGGCCCACAUCUCAUCGUGGCGCCUCUCUUCAUCGGGACUCUCAGCGGCUGUGGGGGGCGCCUUAUCUACGGAGCUGUGCUCUUCGCCGUCGCUCCCUCUGCCUGCAGCCACCCUGAGCUGCUCUACCCCUCAUGGUACUCUCACUCCGCAUUCCUUGUGUCUAUCGUCUACACCCUCGCGGUCCACUGGAUGGCCGUGUGCUCCCGAGAUGCUGCCUAUGGCGCCAUCGCCACUUUCAUGGUGGCCCACAGCGCGUGGGAGGCCGUCUCAGACUCGCAUCUGGACCCCUCGGCUCCGCUCUUCUCCCUCUUCCACUCCGUGCUGCGCAUCCCACCCCCUCCUGCAAUCCUCCACUCCUCCCACGACGCCCCUCCCGCUCACUCCAAGCCCCGUGAAAGUGACACGAGCGCGCCAGCAUCCGACAGCACCGACAAGCAAUCACCUGGCACCAAGACUGUGUCAUCAUCCCAACCCCUCGGCCAAGACCCAAGCCUUGCCAAUGGAGGCACCGACGGGGAGGGCAAGGCGAGCCGCGGCGAGCAGAAGGCUUUCAGGCGCCCUCGGAGCAAGAAGGCGUAGGUCGUACCUGCCAUCCGCACACGCAUCCUUGCCGCCCGGAGUGCAGCAAGGACACAGACACGGGAAGGCAAGGCGGGGCUGAGGGUGGGGAAAGCAUGGCGUUACGAGGUACGGCAGAGAAGGGGGGAGGGUGGCUGGCAAGGCCUUGAGAUUGAAGUGCAGGAGAGCAGGGUCAUGACUCAUGACUCAUGACUCACGGCUUAUGACUCAUGACUCAUGACUCAUGACUCAUGACUCACGGCUUAUGAUGCAUGGUACUGCUCCUGAGGCGCCUCAAAAGCGCCAUGCCAUGCCACGGUAGUGUAGUGUAGAUGGUGGCCCGGUUGAAAGGGCGGUGGAUCCUAGUGUCACCUUUUCAGCCCCUCCUCUUCUCCGCCCCAUAGCCCACGUCCGCUGCCCUUUUAUCUACAUGUCUAAUUUAUCUGCUGGUCAUUGUCACAAGUACUUUUCAGUGGGUACCGCCGAUAAGUGCCAACAUUCUUUUAUAGACUUGCAUUUUGCAAUGCAAUAUUGUUUUAUUCCUUUUAAAGGGUGUUGAACUUCACC
This is a messenger RNA of Closterium sp. NIES-67, 1851 nucleotides long. The record is from the annotation of a GenBank genome assembly. Lineage: Eukaryota; Viridiplantae; Streptophyta; Zygnematophyceae; Desmidiales; Closteriaceae.